AGGAGGAGGAGAAGGAGGAGAAAAGAGGCAGAAAAAGGGAUCAGGCCAAGUCCUGGUGCGGUGCUCUCGGGCGAGAUGCUGUACCUGGUCGGUCUGGGUCUCGGAGACGCCGCUGACAUCACCGUGAAAGGUUUGCAGGUGGUGAGGAAAUGCUCGCGCGUCUACCUGGAGGCCUACACGUCCAUGUUGACUGUGGGCAAGGAGGCUCUGGAGGAGUUUUACGGGAAGGAGCUGACGCUGGCCGAGCGAGAUCUGGUGGAGCAGGAAGCCGACGAGAUCUUGAAGGACGCCAAGGAGACGGACGUGGCCUUCCUGGUGGUGGGCGACCCCUUCGGAGCGACCACUCACAGCGACCUCCUCCUCAGGGCGGUGCGUGCCGGGAUCCCGUACCAGGUGGUCCACAACGCCUCCAUUAUGAACGCCGUGGGCUGCUGCGGCCUGCAGCUGUACAACUUUGGCGAGACGGUGUCUGUGGUGUUCUGGACCGAGUCGUGGAGACCCGAAAGCUUCUAUGACAAAAUCCUGCAGAAUAAAGCGGCCGGCCUGCACACGCUGUGUUUGCUGGACCUGAAAGUGAAAGAACAGUCUUUGGAGAACCUGAUGAGAGGGAAGAAGAUCUAUGAACCUCCACGCUUCAUGAGCGUGUCGCAGGCGGCCACUCAGCUGCUGGAAAUCGUCAGGCGGAGGCGCGAGCGGGGCGACGACCCCGGUUUGACGGAGGACACGCUGUGCGUGGGCGUGGCCAGACUGGGCGCCAGCGACCAGGAGAUGCGCACGGCCACCUUGGCGCAAAUGAGCUCGUGUGACCUGGGCGCCCCGCUCCAUUCGCUGGUCAUCGCCGGCAGGCUCCACCCCCUGGAGGUCGACAUGUUGCGUCUCCACGCGCGAGGCGACGCCCUGACGCACCUCGACCGAGAAUGUGCUGCCGCGCCUGAAUGCGAUUGACAGCUUGACAACCGCUCGGCCACGAACCCAAACGCAGCGUACGAUUAUAGACGGGAACCCGACGGCCCGGCCAGUGUCGCGCCGAACCCCCCCAUGCAGCUUACAGACGCUGGGCCCAGUUUCAGAAAUAAACGCAACGAAAUCAACA
Messenger RNA from Hippocampus comes (tiger tail seahorse), 1093 nucleotides. RefSeq names its product diphthamide biosynthesis 5 (gene dph5). Gene Ontology annotation, biological process: protein histidyl modification to diphthamide. The transcript has 8 exons. Lineage: Eukaryota; Metazoa; Chordata; Actinopteri; Syngnathiformes; Syngnathidae. The record is from RefSeq and is a predicted model, not a curated record. Bases 76 to 945 code for a protein of 289 amino acids. Gene Ontology annotation, molecular function: diphthine synthase activity.